This is a messenger RNA of Sebastes umbrosus (honeycomb rockfish), 4239 nucleotides long. It is a transcript of the gene ankrd13a, whose product is annotated as ankyrin repeat domain 13A. The coding region runs from base 757 to 2559 and encodes 600 amino acids. Gene Ontology annotation, molecular function: protein binding. The record is from RefSeq and is a predicted model, not a curated record. Gene Ontology annotation, cellular component: cytoplasm. The transcript has 15 exons. NCBI's taxonomy places the organism in Eukaryota, Metazoa, Chordata, Actinopteri, Perciformes, Sebastidae.
GGUAAAACGAAGAGCCGAAAGAGCCGGCUCUUCUUGGUGAGCUGAGCCAAAUGAUGUGGCUCACUAAAAAGAGCCGGAAUUCCCAUCACUAGUCUCACGUACCCCCCCGAAACGUAAAAGCGACGAUCUCAUUUGAAAACUUAUAGGUAUAACAGUCAAUUUAUUGUCCUCUGGACCUACAACGUUUGUUUUGUUAAUGUCUGCAGGACAAAAUUGCGUUAAAAUUACAUUAUAUAACAUAUUGAAUGCAUAAAAGCGUGUCACAGAAUCACGUUAAUAUGGGAAUUAUACUUUUAGUUGGAUGUUUGGGAACCCCCAUUCGGGACAUGUUGAAUGGUUCCGUCCUACUGGAACUGACUAUUCCUUGUUUUCCCCUAAAGGCGGUGGUUUUUAUUUACACAUCAUUUCUGUCGAGUAUUUACCAAAGAAAUACUUGUUAUUACACAUAAAUUAAGCUCCGUUUUAAAGGGUAAGGAAGCCGGUCUUAACGAGAUUGUAUUAAUUAGAUAGUGAGUGCAUUUCUAUAUAGGGCACCCCUGUCAGUAUUGGGUAAUGCUGCUGGCACUUCCUUGUUCAAAAGUUUUAUUAUAGAGGAAAGGCUUGUUGGAAAGUUAGACAUCUCGACGUUGUUAUUGUGGAUUAUUAAAGCCAUGGAUCAUAUGUAUCGUGGUGUAAGUACCGUGUAGCUGUCGCAGUGUUUCCAUGGCUACUAGGAGCAGGCUAACGUUGCACUGAGCGGCUCCGUGAAGAGAGAAGAUGUCCACGGCUAAUGUUAGCGAAGACAUCCGAGAGAAGUUCCCUCUGCACUCCGCCGUGUGGGAGAACGACUACCGGACUCUGGAGCAACACAUCACCUUACCACAGAAUGACAUCGAGGCGGUGGAUCCCAGAGGUCGGACACCUCUGCACCUGGCUGUGUCGCUCGGGCACCUGGAGUCAGUGAGAGUCCUUCUGAGACACGGUGCUGAAGUGACUAAAGAAAACAGCAUGAAUUGGACGGUGCUGCAGGAGGCGGUCAGCACCGGAGAUCCAGAGAUGGUUCAGUUAGUGCUUCAACGCAGAGACUACCUCAAAGCCUCCACUGCUCUGGGAGGAGUGCCUGAGCUGCUGGCAAAGAUCCGAGAGUCUCCAGACUUCUAUAUGGAAAUGAAGUGGGAAUUCACCAGUUGGAUCCCUCUUCUGUCCCGGGUUUGUCCAAGUGAUGUUUGUCGCAUUUGGAAAAGCGGCGCCAGCCUUCGAGUGGAUGCCACUCUUCUAGGCUUUGAAAACAUGACUUGGAUCAGAGGGCGCAGGAGCUACAUCUUCAGAGGAGAUGAUUCAUGUGCAGAGUUGAUGGAGGUGAACCAUGACGAUGAAGUCGUGGACACCGAACGCUUCAACAUAUCACAAGAAAUCGAGGAUGUCACGCUAGAGUCAAUGCAGCCAGCUGAACAGGAAGUUGCCAAAAGGUUGACAACUCCUAUUGUCAACACCUACUUGGAUACCAAGGACAUUGCUUUUGAGAGGAACAAGUCCGGGAUUUGGGGUUGGAGAGCUGACAGAACUGAAUUGGUCAAUGGAUUUGAUGCGAAGGUUUUCAGUGUGAACAACGUAAAUGUGGUAAUCAGGACGAGGACAGAGCAUCUCACAGACGAGGAGAAAGUCAGGAUAAAAAGUGAAAGGAACAUCUUGGAGUCUCUGCUUGGGACUGUGGAGCAGCACAUAAGUGCACAAGGGGAUCUGACUCUUGAGUAUGCAACUGCCACCAAUCCCACCGCCAUCACUCCAGAGGAAUACUUUGAUCCCGACUUUGACCUGGGGAACAGAGACAUCGGCCGACCCAUUGAACUGAGCAUUCGAACACAGAAGUUCAAAGGUACGCUGUACAUGAGCGAGGAACAUCCUCUGUCCCUGGUGGAGCAGGUGACCCCCAUCAUCGACCUCAUGGCUCGGACCAGUUCCCAUUUUGCACGUCUACGAGACUUCGUAACCCUGAAGUUUCCUCCUGGAUUUCCUGUUAAAAUAGAGAUUCCCCUGUUUCAUGUGCUGAAUGCCAGGAUUACAUUUGGUAAUGUCAAUAAAUGCAGUACCGAAGAGGAGGCGAUCCCAACACCAGCAGCCACGCCAACAUCCUCAGGAGAAGAGGAAGAAGCUGCAGCACUGCCUCUGUUUCAGGUGUGUCCUUCAGUGUUCGAGGUGCCCGUCAGUUACCACCGCCGAGGAGGCAGCCGACUCGCACCCAUGUCCAACAACGACGAGGAGCUUCUACAGUACGCCAUCCAUCAGAGUCUCCUGGAGUCUCGCACUGCGCCGGGCCAGGAGGAGGUGGAUGACGCAGAUGGGGAAUUCACUGAUGUAAUGCCCAGUAGCCAGAGUGACAGGAGUAUCCCAGAGGGGGUGCUAGUGGAAUUCGGAGACAGCCCCAGCACUGUCAGCUCCCCUUCUGCCUCCAGCACCGACUCAGAGCUCCGCCUAGCCAUGGAGCUCUCUGCACGGGCCCAAGAGGAAGAGGACAAGAUGAGGAAGCAGGAGGAAGAGGAGUUGGAGAUGAUCUUGCAGCUAUCACUCACUGAGAAGUAAAAGGAACAAGAGGGAAUAAUAAUAAUGCAACUUUUUCCAGAUCCAGAAGCAACCACCACACCUCAAUUUUCCUUCUUAACCACUGUAGUCAUCUAUGCAACUGCAGGUUUCUUUCUGUAGCAGACCAUUCUUGCACAGGCAAUAUCAGAUUCUCGCUAUCCAAUAUUUUCCAAAAUGUAUUUUUGGUAAGAGCAUACUCCUUUUAUAUUUCUAUCUCAGCAUAGUGUGUCUCCAUCCUCGAGCUUAAUUCACGGACUCUUCGGGCGGCUCUAGUUUUUAUUUAUUUUCUAUCCAAAUCGGAGUCACAGCAGCAACCCACGUGUGUUGAUCACAUUGUUGUCCAGAGUGGGGUCAAAUCAGUGGAAUUAAGGUUCUACGAAACAAAAUGAAUACUCAAGGGGACUUCAUGUAGCGCUGACACUCAAAUAUGGCACUUAAAGGUCCAGAGCACUGUUGUUUUUUUGUUGUUUUUUUCCCCUGGUACCUGAAAACAGCCUAGCCAUAUAGAAAGCUAAUAGUACUGUGGACCUAAAGGGACAUAUUUGAGUUUUUUCACUGCAAAGUCUUCCUACAGAGUCACUUUGUUGAGGACCGUGGGCUCACUGAAUAACGGAAAUCUCAGGGUUCCAGUUUUACAGAUUUUCCCUUCACUUUGGAAUUAGUUUGUAAAUCUAUCGGAAAUGUUUCUUUGGUGCGAAAUAGUAUCACACAUGCAUAUCAGCCAUAUCAAUAUUAAAUCAGAAAGUUGGGUUCAUUAAGUCAAAGCUUCAUAAGUAAAUGCAUUUUCUUGUACUUUGUGAAUGUACACUCUGCAGUUGGGUAAACAGGAGCAUGUUGCUGUGAGAGAAACUUUAAAUCAGCUGCAUGGUAACGUGAUAUCUCUGCUGCAACAAGGAUGGGGUUUAACUUUCCCGGCCUGAUUUUUUUUUUAUUGGACAUUUUCUCAGAUUUCACAGCGAGACGUAUUUUUGUUAACUGUCACUGAGCAACUUCACCUCAGUUCAGAAGCGCAACAGCAGAGAGCCGUCUGUCUGCGGAUUUACAGCCGUCAUGCAGUUUAAAAGCAGUCACGCCACCAAUGCUGCAGAGAUUAUUCAGAUUCCUUAAGGCAGUCUGUUCGCCUUUUGUAGCCACGAACAACUCUUGACCUCUGAGCAGAAGAAGAGACAGCACAGACUCUUAAGAUCAAGCAUGCCUGCCAUAUGUAGGAUUAGUUUCUUCAGCAUGUGCCAAGGGAUUUGCUUUGAUCUGACAACGCUUGGUGGGGGCGAGAGGUGGUGACGAUUUUGAUGUGGUGCCACUUAUACUAAACUUUUGAACAGAUUUUUUAAUUUUGUAAACUUAAAAACAAGAUGAAGAGGUUUCAGUUGUACCAGGGUGAUGCUGAGUAACAUGCAUUAACCACUAUAGUUGAUUUCACUGACUACCAACCACUUAUCGAAGGUCUCUCUGCGUAGCUGCAGCUGAAAAACGACUUAUUAUAUAAUAAACAAAUUUCCAAUCUGCUUAACAUUCGACUUUAAAAAGGCUAGCUUUGGUUAAUGUAAUGCAAAUCUUUGUAAUGCACCCUUUCAGCUGCAAAGUUUUUUUUUUUUUAAUAUGUUAAAAUUUUAAGAAAAUGUGUCUGUUUCAAAAUGUUCUAAAAUAAAAGCACUUUAUUUCCAUGAGGACUAAACGUGA